Molecule: messenger RNA, 4958 nt
Organism: Microplitis demolitor
Lineage: Eukaryota; Metazoa; Arthropoda; Insecta; Hymenoptera; Braconidae
Gene: twin
Product: CCR4-NOT transcription complex subunit 6-like
Exons: 10
Coding region: 124-1764 (546 amino acids)
Biological process (GO): nuclear-transcribed mRNA poly(A) tail shortening
Cellular component (GO): CCR4-NOT complex; cytoplasm; nucleus
Molecular function (GO): poly(A)-specific ribonuclease activity; protein binding
Source: RefSeq, a predicted model, not a curated record
AGUGCAGUUGAUAAAUGGAGAUACAGUGUUUGUCAAGUUAGUUUGUUUACGCGUGUUUAUUUUCGCUCCGAUCAGGCUUUUUCUCGUUUUUGUGUCUGUUUAAAGGUAGAUGAAGGUACCAAGAUGUCCAGAAAUCACAAGGACAAAUAUGAAAGUUCAAGUUCGCGUCGUACGCACUCAAUUAUGUCAACCGAGGACGCUAAUUCUGGGAAGAAAUCUCAUUGGCCGGAACUGGAGAUAACAGGGAAUGUUAAAAAUUUAAGCUCUAAUUUGUGGCAACUUAAACAUUUAACAGCAUUAUAUCUUAAUGACAAUAGUUUACAAAGGAUACCAGUUGAAAUAGGACGUUUAGCAAAUUUAAAAGUCUUGGAUUUGAGUAAUAAUAAAUUACGUAGCUUGCCUUCUGAGCUCGGGGACCUCAUCAACCUUAAAGAAUUAUUGUUAAAUCAGAAUUAUUUACGAGUGUUGCCGUACGAGUUAGGAAAAUUAUUCCAGUUACAAGUGUUAGGACUCCAUGGGAACCCUCUCAGCAAGGAUAUGAUGGCGUUGUAUGGCGAGCCGCAGGGAACUCACAAGCUCCUGUCUUUCAUGCUCGACAAUUUACAAGUAACAGCAAAUCCACCGCCGCAACGACCCUGGAUUCCCUUGACCAGGCCCAACAGGACAAGACCCACAUGUAUCUUCACGGUAAUGUGUUACAACGUCUUGUGCGACAAGUAUGCAACACGGCAGAUGUACGGAUACUGUCCCAGCUGGGCUUUGGAAUGGGAGUACCGAAAAAAAGGAAUUCUCGAGGAAAUACGUCACUAUUCAGCAGACAUUAUCAGUCUCCAGGAAGUAGAAACCGACCAAUUCUACAAUUUCUUCCUCCCGGAGCUGAAGCGCGAGGGAUACGACGGUAUCUUUUCCCCGAAAUCCAGGGCCAAAACGAUGGCCGAGAACGAUCGUAAAUACGUCGACGGGUGUGCCAUCUUCUACAGAACAGCCAAAUUCACGCUCAUAAAAGAACAUCUAGUGGAAUUCAAUCAGCUCGCGAUGGCCAAUGCCGAGGGAUCCGACAACAUGUUGAACCGCGUGAUGCCACGUGAUAACAUUGGAUUGGCUGCCCUUCUUCGUACAACCGAAGCCGCUUGGGACAAUGGAAUACCAUCAGACCCAGCGCAAAUUCAACAGCCAAUAUUAGUAUGCACAGCACACAUACACUGGGAUCCAGAAUACUGUGAUGUUAAAUUAAUUCAAACAAUGAUGCUGAGCAAUGAAUUGCGGACGAUGCUGGAACAAGCCAGUCAAUCAUUUAGACCUGGGCACAAACCUGAUGCUUCUAAUGUUCAAUUGCUACUUUGUGGUGAUUUUAAUUCUUUGCCCGACUCUGGAGUGAUUGAGUUUCUGACAUCGGGACGGGUCGCGUCAGACCACCGCGACUUCAAAGACUUGGCGUACAAAUCAUGCUUGCAAAAAAUAUCCGGAUGUGAUAAACCCAAUGAGUUUAUACAUUCAUUUAAAUUAGCUUCUGCUUAUAGUGAAGAUAUAAUGCCAUGUACUAAUUACACAUAUGAUUUUAAAGGAAUAAUAGACUAUAUUUUCUAUUCGAAAUUAAAUAUGACUCCAUUAGGUAUAUUAGGACCACUGAGCGCCGAUUGGUUUAGAGAUAAUAAUGUCGUAGGAUGUCCUCAUCCGCACAUACCAUCUGAUCAUUUCCCAUUGCUAGUUGAAUUAGAAAUGACACCACAGGGAACUAGUAAUGGUUUAAUAUCACGUAGGUAGCAGCAGCCACCGCGAUCUAGGCAAAAAUAACAACAGCAACAAUGAAAAAUGAUAAUAAAUAAGGGAACGUUUUAAUAAAUAAUUAAAUAGCGAUUGAUGUCCGGUAAUUAUCUCACACUCUGGCUCUAUAAUAUCUUGUAUUUACUAAACAAUAACAGUAAUUAUUAUUAUUAUUACUGUUGUUGUUUAUGAAGAAACAAAAUACUCCACAUGCCGCACAUUAAAGAUCGAUCAAAAUCGAUAGUAAUUUUAAUUGACUUACUAAUAAUUAAUUGAUAAUUUAAUAAAAUAAAAUGAUAGGUGACGGGAGCGGUUGUAAUGCGUUUAGCCCAUGUAUAGUGUAUUGUAUUUUAAAAUAAGUAAAUUUAAAUUUAUUCAUUAAUCUCAAUAUCAUUUAACGUAAUUAUUAAUUAUAUAAUUAUAUAUACGGUCAUGGUAAUUGUAGAUACCUAUUUUCCUACCAAAUAACAAAAAAACUUAAAAAAAAUUUUAAUAAUUAAUGGCUUAUUUGUAAAGGCAACAAAUUUAUUUUAUUUCAUUUUUUUUUUUUAUCAAAUUAAUUAUUUCAGACUUUUAAUAAAAAAAAAUUGGAUAUUAUUUCAAAAGGGUGACGGAAAAUAAAAUUUAUUCUGCGUUAGAAAAAAAAAUAAAAUAAAUAAAUUUUUGUUGCUUUUAUAAAAAGUUAAAUAAAUAAUAAUAAUAAUAAUAAAUAUUAUUAUUAUUGUAAAAAUAUUCCGAUCAAACCUCUGUGAUAUUGAGACUAAUUGGAACAAUUUCACAUAUUUAAUGACGAUCUAUAGUCUACUAGAAAUAUAAUAAUAAAUAAAAAAAAAUUCUUAGACUUCCUAAAUGUCAUUACAACAAUUUCCAAGCCAAUUUUUUGAUAAGAAUGCUGCCAUCCAUUGAAAAAUUGUAUUUUUAAACGUUCAAUACGCUAAUAAUAAAUGACAAAUAUAAUAAUUAAUAAUAAUAAUAAAUAUAAUUAAUAAUAAAUAAUAAAAAAAAAAAAAAAAAAACAAACACGCUAUACUGGGCUGUGCGAAAUAUGAUUGGAGUUGACUUAACAAUUUCAAUGCAAGUACAAAUCUGUUCUUAUUGGCCACGUAUAUUCAUAAUUAUAAUUGAUUAAUUAAUUAAUUAAUUAAAAUAAUAGAUAAUUGUAGUUUAAUAAUUGUAAGUACGUUCACGUAACCAAUGCAUUUUUUUCUCAUUUUUUAUUUAUAAAAAAAUAUUUAUGAGGUAUUAUUACUGUAUUUUUUAUAAGUAUUUAGUUUUCUACUAUUUGAUCAUUCAAUUUAAUUUAAUUAAACUUUUUUUUUUUAACUUCAGUGACUACUAAAAGGGAACAAUUACUUUUAUUGUAAAUAAAUUUUUAAAUGCUAUAAUUAUUAUUGUAAUUUCAUUGGAUACAACGAACUUUUUAAUUAAUUUUUUUUUUCGUAGUACCGGCAAUAAUUGAAUGAAACAAGUAGUAGGCAGUUUAUUAAUUUCUGUAAAAAUAACUUGGAUUUAAAAAAAAUAAUUAAUUAAAUAAUUUUUUUUAUAUGGAAAUUAAUUUUUUUUUCCAAGUUAUUUUUGGGGCUAAUUAUUUUAGUGUAAUUGUAAUUUGACUUAAUAUUUUUUUGCUAAUCGUGAAUAACAAUUUCAAUAAUUAAUAAUUAAUAAUAAUAAUAGUAAAUAUUGUAAAAAAAAAAAAAGAAAAAAAAAUAGAUAAACGAAUUAGAUUUUGAGAAUUUCCAUAAAAGUGUCAAGGCAGUAAAUAAUUAAUUAAUUAAUUACAGCUUAUAGAUCUCUGGCCUAAUUGAGAUGCAUCAUGUAUUGUUUUAUUUUAAAAAUAUUUUAUUACUUAAAUCAAUUUGUUUUAUAAAUUAUUUUUAUAACUGCAAUAAUUAUCUAUUUUUACUUAUUUACUCUGUACUAAAUUAUAGAAUCUCAUGUAAAUUUAAUUGGGGGCAAUUUCAGAAGCUCUUUAAUUUAAAAAGAUAAAUGUCACCUUCAUUUUUUUGUCGUGAAAAAUAAAAAAAAAAAAAGCGCGAAAAUUUUUUUUAAAUUUUGGGUCUGAGAUAGUCCUCAAGUAGACAAAAUUAAUUUUUAAAAAAUAGUCAAUUGAUUAAAUUUAUAAAUAAUAAAUCGUGACCGCUGAUUUGGAUCAAUUGUAAAUUGUAAAUCUUUUUUGUUAAAUUUAUUAAUUGUAAUUAAAAAAAAAAUUUAAGACAAAUCGCUGGUUUAUAAAAAAUUAAACGUCUCUUAAUAAAAUUUUUUAAAGAUUUAAUUAAUUAUUAUGUAUUAGUUGUAAUGAUGACGUACUGCCUGUUUGAUAAUUAUAAAUUCAUGGAUUAAUUAAAAAAAAAUGUAUAUUGUAGGAAUAAGAAAUUACCGGGUCUCGUUGGCUGAUAAAAAAAUUAAAAAUAAAGUAUCGCACAAUCAGAGAUAAUUAUUACAAAUAUAUAAAGUACAUAUUUUGCACUUUUUUAAAUUUAUUUAUAUAUAUUAUAUAUAUGUAUUGUCUAUAUAUAUUAAAUAUAUUAGUUAAUUAGACUGUACAAUACAAGAUGCAUCCGAUUAUUUUAUAAGAUAAUCGCAUUUAAUAAAAUAAAUAUAUUUAUACGUAAUAAUUAAUUUAAAUAUUUCGAGUGAUGUUAAUUAGAAAUAACUCUUUUUGUUACUUCACUUUUUUUGGUAUUAAUUAGUAAAAUGUAAUAAUAAAUACUCGCAAAAAGUGCAAAAGUACAAAAAGCUGUGCGAGACCUGGUUGGAUAUUGAAUACUAAAAAAAAUAAUAUUAAUAAAUAUAUAAGUAAGUUGUAAAGACAUAUUACGAAGUAAGAAAUUAUUAAAAUCUAGUAGAUUUUUAUUUUUAAAUUUGUUUUUAUUUUACGGAUACAGGAUUUGAAUUAUUGAUUUUUAAAUAAAUUUUAUUACCGCGUAAAUAUAAUUUUAAAUAUAUAUAUUUCUCAACCAAUAUCAUUUUUACAAGAUAUAUUUUAUCAAAACACGGAAAUCCGAAAAUUUUGAAUUUUUUUUUCGCGGGUAAAAUUUUACAGACAUCUAAACAUGUUCGAUUAAAAAAAAUCCUGUACCUUAAAAUAAAAAUAUAUUGAAUUAAAUUAAAAAGCAAUUCGGUAUUUAAACAAAGAAACAAAUUAUUUAAAUUCAAUAUCCAUUCAGUCAAUUGUCUGUACACAAAUACUGAUA